This is a messenger RNA of Lachancea thermotolerans CBS 6340, 909 nucleotides long. RefSeq names its product phosphoric diester hydrolase (gene USB1). Gene Ontology annotation, molecular function: nuclease activity. Bases 1 to 909 code for a protein of 302 amino acids. The transcript has a single exon. NCBI's taxonomy places the organism in Eukaryota, Fungi, Ascomycota, Saccharomycetes, Saccharomycetales, Saccharomycetaceae. Gene Ontology annotation, biological process: U6 snRNA 3'-end processing. The record is from RefSeq and is a predicted model, not a curated record.
AUGAACCAGGUGAAAGACCUAUACUCUAGUGAGGAAGAAGACGACGAACAGCUGGACGAAGGACUAAGCGCGGGCCUGCCCUCUGAAAUUUUGGAUAAAUACUGUAUCUCACCCAACGUUGGGAAAUACGAAUACGCACGAGAAAGCGACAUGCGAGGCGUGAACUUUGCGGUAGGCAGGUGGUCAAGCUUUGUUUUCAUCGAGACACGCCCUUCGCGGCGGCAGCAGGCCCUGUUGGAUGCAGUAUUGCAAGGAGCGAACAAAAGACUAGGUCACGUGAGCAGCAUGCUCGCACCCUCGUUCAACCCACUGCAUGUCAGCGAGCUGGGAUCGCCGCUGCCUCUGCAUGUGUCUCUGACAGCAAACUUCGAUUUUGGAAGUGUUCGUGAGCUUGAUAACUUUGCCAAAAUGCUUCAGGUGGAGAUGCUUCAGAACUUUCCCGCAGGGCCACUGGAAGUCACCUUUUCGCCGCGACUGCGGGUGUAUGACAACAUUGAGCACAGCUCGCUGUUUCUGGCCCUGGAUGUAGCGGCUGAAGUCAAGUCCCGCUCCAUCUCCCGACUCUGCACCCUCAUAUCGGAGUCUUUAGACUUCUGCCGAAGCCACGAGCCCACGGAACGCGACGCCGAGCGCUCCAGCGCAUGGAGUUUCGAAAACGCACAUUUGUCUAUAGCCCGCUGCGAUAACAGCAUCAUCACCAGAAAAUAUGCACAUCAGUGCCAUCUGUCACCCACAGCCGCAACUGCGGCCCUCCGAAGCUACAGACAAGAACUUGCCAAUCUCAACCGGCUUUUAGAAUCUAUGCCACUGGAAUCCGAGGUUUUAGAUGAGCUGAAAUUUCAGUGCAGCGGGAUUAAGCUCACUAAAGAGCGAGCCAACAUCUGGGUACCUUUCGCUUCCCUCGGCUAG